GUCGGCACCCGGCCCCCCACCAGCCGGGCCAACCGGGCUUCAAAUUCACCGUGGCCGAAUCGUGCGAUCGGAUCAAGGACGAGUUUCAGUUCCUGCAGGCGCAGUACCACAGCCUGAAAGUGGAGUACGACAAGCUGGCCAACGAGAAGACCGAGAUGCAGCGCCAUUACGUGAUGUACUACGAAAUGUCCUACGGGCUGAACAUCGAGAUGCACAAACAGACAGAAAUUGCUAAAAGGCUGAAUACCAUUUUAGCACAGAUUAUGCCUUUUCUGUCACAAGAGCACCAACAGCAAGUUGCACAGGCUGUUGAACGUGCCAAGCAAGUGACAAUGACGGAGUUGAAUGCUAUCAUCGGGGUACGUGGACUUCCCAAUCUGCCUCUCACCCAGCAGCAGCUCCAGGCUCAGCACCUCUCCCACGCCGCCCAUGGGCCCCCGGUUCAGCUGCCGCCGCACCCCUCUGGCCUGCAGCCCCCCGGCAUCCCGCCCGUCACCGGCAGCAGUUCGGGGCUGCUGGCGCUUGGCGCGUUGGGCAGCCAGGCACACCUGGCCGUCAAGGAUGAGAAGAACCACCACGACCUGGACCACAGAGAGCGGGACUCGAGCGCGAAUAACUCCGUUUCGCCCUCGGAAAGCCUGAGAGCCAGCGAGAAGCACCGGAGCUCCACAGACUACAGCAUUGACUCCAAAAAGCGGAAAGCAGAGGAGAAGGACAGCAUGAGCCGAUAUGACAGCGAUGGUGACAAAAGUGAUGACCUCGUCGUUGACGUCUCCAAUGAGGACCCUGCCACCCCCCGGGUCAGCCCGGCCCACUCCCCACCAGAGAACGGCCUGGACAAAGCUCGUGGGCUGAAGAAGGGGGAUGCACCCAACAGCCCAGCCUCGGUUGCCUCCUCCAGCAGCACUCCCUCCUCCAAGACUAAAGACUUGGGCCACAAUGACAAAUCGUCAACGCCUGGACUCAAGUCCAACACUCCCACACCGAGGAAUGAUGCCCCAACCCCAGGGACAAGCAGCACCCCGGGGCUGAGGCCAAUGCCCGGCAAGCCGAGUGGCAUGGACCCACUGGCCUCAGCCCUGCGGACGCCCAUCUCCAUCGCGGGUUCCUACGCAGCCCCGUUUGCCAUGAUGGGGCACCACGAGAUGAACGGCUCUCUGACCAGCCCUGGUGCCUAUGCUGGCCUGCACAACAUCCCCCCGCAGAUGAGUGCUGCUGCCGCCGCCGCCGCUGCCUAUGGCCGGUCGCCAAUGGUGAGCUUUGGAGCUGUUGGCUUCGACCCACACCCGCCCAUGCGGGCCCCUGGGCUGCCCACCAGCCUGGCAUCCAUCCCCGGAGGAAAGCCAGCUUACUCGUUUCAUGUCAGCGCUGACGGGCAGAUGCAGCCGGUCCCCUUUCCCCACGACGCCCUGGCUGGCCCUGGCAUCCCCCGGCACGCGCGGCAGAUCAACACGCUGAGCCAUGGUGAGGUGGUGUGUGCCGUCACCAUCAGCAACCCCACCCGGCACGUGUACACAGGGGGCAAGGGCUGCGUGAAGAUCUGGGACAUCAGCCAGCCGGGCAGCAAGAGCCCCAUCUCUCAGCUGGACUGCCUGAACAGGGAUAACUACAUCCGCUCCUGCAAGCUGCUUCCCGACGGCCGCACGCUGAUCGUUGGGGGGGAGGCCAGCACGCUCACCAUUUGGGACCUGGCUUCCCCCACACCCCGCAUCAAGGCUGAGCUCACCUCCUCAGCGCCCGCCUGCUAUGCGUUGGCCAUCAGCCCCGAUGCCAAAGUCUGCUUCUCCUGCUGCAGCGACGGCAACAUCGCCGUGUGGGACCUGCACAACCAGACCCUGGUCAGGCAAUUCCAAGGCCACACAGAUGGUGCCAGCUGCAUAGACAUCUCACACGAUGGUACGAAGCUGUGGACAGGGGGACUGGACAACACGGUGCGCUCCUGGGACCUGCGGGAAGGGCGACAGCUGCAGCAGCACGACUUCACCUCCCAGAUCUUCUCACUGGGGUAUUGCCCCACGGGCGAGUGGCUGGCAGUGGGCAUGGAGAGCAGCAACGUGGAAGUGCUGCACCACACCAAGCCUGAUAAGUACCAGCUGCACCUGCACGAGAGCUGCGUCCUCUCCCUCAAGUUCGCCUACUGCGGCAAAUGGUUCGUGAGCACGGGGAAGGACAACCUGCUCAACGCAUGGAGGACGCCCUAUGGGGCAAGCAUCUUCCAGUCCAAGGAAUCCUCGUCGGUCUUAAGCUGCGACAUUUCAGCAGAUGACAAAUACAUCGUCACGGGCUCUGGGGACAAGAAGGCCACAGUCUACGAGGUCAUCUACUAAGGGGACGCAGUGGUGGUGCCGCAGGCUCGGCUCUGGAGCAGCGCUCGGGGCAGCACUGGGAUGGGAUCGCUCGCUGGAGCUGCACCUCUGUGCCCGCCCGGCACCCGCAUGGAUUUAUUUGGAGGUCUGCAAACAUGGCACACACGUCGAAGCCCUGAACGAAUUUUUGGUUUGGUUUUAGGGUUUUGGGCUAUUUUUUUUUUCCCUUUUUUUUUUUGUCUUUUUAAUUUUUUUUUAUUUUUUUGGUUUCCUGGUUCUUUCCGUCUGCGCUUUGGUGGCACUAUAAAGGACUUAUUUUUUAUCGUGACUUUUUUUUUUUCCCCUUUUGGUGCAUCCCGCAUUAAGACUUGUGAAAAUUGUAAAUACCGGACUAGUACAUAGCAUGGGAAGGGUGGGGGACCCUCCCGGUACACUAGGUGUGUAUUUUCGUCUGCUGUAAUUGUAUUCCACUGAUGGUUUUGGUGGUGGCAAUUUUUAUUAUUAUUAUUUUUUUUUUUUCCUCCCCACCUCCCUCCCUUCCUCCUCCCCCAUUGCAUCCAUUUGGGAUGCGACCCCGGACGUGCAGCGCGUAACCGGACUGAGCAAAGUGUCCUCUGGUGAAGUCGUUCCUCCUGUGGUCCCCGUGCGUUGUUUGGUGGUGUGUGUGCGGACGCUGUCGGGGCUGUGCUGAGCUCGGUCGGAUCCCCGGCUGCUGCCGGACGUCGGCGACACAAUCACGUUUUUAUAUGGAUUUUUUUUUUCUUUUUUUUUUUUUUUUGUGCUCGUAUGUUUGAAGAAAAAGGGGAAGCCCACGAUCCGGGAAUCAUCCGCUCGAGCCCUUCUUGGUCUUCGGACAUAAAGCAACGAGGAGUGAUUUCAAAGAAAGCAUAGUAAAAUUCAGCUCAGGGAGCCACGAAAGAUAAUAGCAACUUAAUGUGUUUUGUAUUCAAAUGAAAGUAAAGAAUUAGAAUUGAUAACCUUUAAAAUACAGUUUUUUUAAAGCAAAGUUGACUAACAAGUAGGGUUUGUGUGUGGUGGGGGGAAGGGGCUUGGGUAGGGUCCUGUGGCUGUAUGGGCUCGUGGCUGCUGGUCUGUAGGUCCCGAAGAAGCAACACCCAUCCCCACACAAGCCUGCAUUGCAGCAUUUUGUACUAAAGGGUUUAAAAAAGAACAAGAAAACGGGAAAUAAAAGUAUUUGUGUAGCAGAA
Messenger RNA from Phasianus colchicus (ring-necked pheasant), 3514 nucleotides. RefSeq names its product TLE family member 3, transcriptional corepressor (gene TLE3). The record is from RefSeq and is a predicted model, not a curated record. Gene Ontology annotation, biological process: negative regulation of canonical Wnt signaling pathway; regulation of DNA-templated transcription. NCBI's taxonomy places the organism in Eukaryota, Metazoa, Chordata, Aves, Galliformes, Phasianidae. Gene Ontology annotation, molecular function: transcription corepressor activity; protein binding. Gene Ontology annotation, cellular component: transcription regulator complex; nucleus.